AUGGCCGUUUCAAGUGUUAUGAAACAAAUUAAAAUGGUAAUUUGAGUUAAUAGUUGGCUAAUAGUGUUUCGUGUAUAGUGUGAUGUAUAAAUGUGGGACUGGGAAUCACGCAUUAUUAUUUUAAUAUUAUAUUUUGGAAAGUUUAUAAAUCAUGCAUUAAAUAGAAUAGAAGCCUGAACAGAAAGACACGUUUCCUUUUGACCACCUAGUACAGUAAAAACAUCAACAGGGAUCCUAUUAACAUAAGGCUGAUAAUAGAAUGCAUACUGAUUACUGUUUUUCAAGUUAGAGGCUCCUAUUAAAGUUAUAGGCUCUUAGUUAAGUUAGAGCCACUUCUUAGUGUUUCUUCUUCAAGUUGGGGUCCUUCAUGUUACACCCCCUUCUCCAGGCGGCAUGUCCCCAAUAUCUGUUAUGUGUUUUGUGACUAAAUUAGUCAUUUAUAAUGCAUAUGUUCUCAUAUCUCUAUUUUAAGAUUUCGUUCAUUCAUGAUUUUAGAAAGAUAGCAAUGACCUGGACGGAUGAACAUAAUGAGGCACUAAUUCGUGAAAUGUUUUUAUUUCAACCUUGGAACUAUAAAAAAGGAUCGCAGCAACGGGGCCAUGCUUGGGAGAUGAUCGGUGAUUCACUAAACAAUCUAAAUACUCCGAAGUUUAGUGUGACACAAAAAUCUGUUCGAGACCACUACACUCUACUCCAGAAACACUAGAAGAGGAGAUUGAGGGAAGAGGAAAAAGCUUCCGGAAUCUCUCCUGAGCCAUCGGAAGUAGAAAUCGCCGCAGAAGAGUUAAUUGAAUUGCUUAGGAGUAGGGAUGAUGAUGAUAAAGUAGUGGAAGAGAAACGAAAAGAAAUUUAUGUUGCAGAAGUAGGAAAGGCUGUAGAAAUGAGGCAACUGUCAAUGGAAACAUUGGCUGAAAGCAGAAAAAGAAAGUCUGAAAGUAAAGAUGGUGAGAAACCUAAAAGAAGAGUAUCGACCACUGGUAGUGAAACAAUUGCCUAUUUGCAAAAGAAAUCGGACGUAGAUAUGAUACCCAACUUAAGAGGAAGGAAUUGA
Molecule: messenger RNA, 1051 nt
Organism: Paramuricea clavata
Lineage: Eukaryota; Metazoa; Cnidaria; Anthozoa; Malacalcyonacea; Plexauridae
Source: the annotation of a GenBank genome assembly